Molecule: messenger RNA, 772 nt
Organism: Teleopsis dalmanni
Lineage: Eukaryota; Metazoa; Arthropoda; Insecta; Diptera; Diopsidae
Exons: 4
Coding region: 63-749 (228 amino acids)
Source: RefSeq, a predicted model, not a curated record
GUUUAACUGAUAAGUGACAUCUGAUAAAAAAAAAGAAUUGUUUAUAGUUUGGGUAUUGCAAAAUGGAAAAUUCUGAUAAGGAAACGGCGGAUUGUUGGACAAAAGACGAAACAAAUAUGUUGAUUAAUGAAUUUAAGAAUCACGCCUGCCUAAUUAAUCCCAGUGAUCCAAAAUUCGCAAAUAAAGCUGCCCGAACGGAUGCUUACAAUAAAAUUAUAAAGAAACUAAAAAGUAUUAAACCAAAUGUAAACGUAAAAAAAAUAAAAAAGAAAUUGAGCACAUUACAAAAUCAAAUCUGUCAUGAGAAAGUAAUGGAAGCCAAUUGCAAAAGGCGUGGCAUAGAAUAUAAACCAAAAUUGUGGUGUUACGAUAAACUGGAUUUUCUAAAAAACAAUUCCCAUAUCAGACAAAGUUAUUCGUCCUUACAGGAUACGUCUGAUCAGAUCGAUGUGCACUUCGAUGAAUGCGGGAAUCUGGAUUUAGACGAAACUGAAAUGUUUGAAAAAGAAUUUCUCAAGGAAUAUGAUGGAGCAAUUGCCACAGAAAACAAAAAGAAACGAUCCACACAUAUUUUUAAUCUUAAGACAAAUGUUAAUAAAAAGCGUUGUUGUAAAGAGGAGAUAUUCUGUAAUUAUUUAAGCAGUGAACUGAGACGAAUUCAACUUGAAGAUACAUUUGAUGACCUUAAACUAGAAAUUUUACGUUUAGUAAGACAAGCUAUCAAAAAUGAGAGCUUACGAUGUAUAUGAAAUUAUUAUUAUUAUUAUUAUAA